Molecule: messenger RNA, 1642 nt
Organism: Lepisosteus oculatus (spotted gar)
Lineage: Eukaryota; Metazoa; Chordata; Actinopteri; Semionotiformes; Lepisosteidae
Product: aquaporin FA-CHIP
Biological process (GO): renal water transport; carbon dioxide transmembrane transport; hyperosmotic response
Cellular component (GO): membrane
Molecular function (GO): carbon dioxide transmembrane transporter activity; glycerol transmembrane transporter activity; water channel activity
Source: RefSeq, a predicted model, not a curated record
CUGUGUCUGUAGAUACCACAUCAGACCAGCAAAGCCUCAGUCAAGAUGAGAGAAUUCAAGAGCAAGGCAUUUUGGAAGGGAGUGCUGGCUGAACUAAUAGGCAUUACUCUCUUUAUUUCUCUUAGUAUAUCAGCUGCUGUAGGGCAACCUAAAGCUUCCAGUCCUGACCAAGAGGUAAAAGUGUCACUAGCCUUUGGGUUAGCUAUAGCCACUUUAGCUCAAAGUUUGGGCCACAUAAGUGGAGCCCACUUGAAUCCUGCAGUGACUUUUGGCAUGCUGGCAAGUUGCCAGAUCAGUGUCUUCAAGGCUGUUAUGUACAUCAUUGCACAACUACUGGGGGCAUCGAUGGCAAGUGGAAUUGUGUACGGAGUCAGGCCGAAUGGAACUGAUGUACUGGGAGUGAAUUCACUAAACAAUGUAACCUCCAGUCAAGGUGUUGGAAUAGAGCUUCUUGUCACCUUUCAACUGGUCCUGUGUGUUAUAGCAACAACAGAUAAGAGACGGCAUGAUGUCACUGGCUCAGCACCCCUUGCCAUUGGUCUCUCUGUGGCCUUUGGGCACCUUGCUGCUAUCAGUUAUACUGGAUGUGGAAUGAACCCAGCUCGAUCCUUUGGCCCUGCUCUGAUUACGUCUAACUUCAAAGACCACUGGGUCUACUGGGUUGGACCCAUGUGUGGAGGUGUGGCUGCUGCUCUUGUCUAUGACUUUCUUCUGUUUCCCAAAUCUGAUGAGCUGCCUGAUCGCAUGAGGGUGCUGGUGAAUGGCCAGGAUGGGGAAUACAAUGUCACUGCACCCGAUGAGAAUACUAGAGUAGAAAUGUCACUUAAAUGAUGACAUUUGUGCAUUAUGUGUUACAACAGAACUUUGAAUACCUACUGUAAAACACAAUGAUCCUUUGUCAAGAUUUUAUUUAGGAAAAUAGUUCCUUCUUUUUAAAAGAUAUGUGUAAAUUAAGACUGCAGUAUUCUAUACAGUGCUUUACCAAGUCAAUGAUUAUAGUAGAAAAGACUUAAAAAUGUGCUUUGAUAAUUUGAGUUUUUGAGCACUGAUCAAGUGUUUUUCUUUGGUUUUUAUACCAAUGCAAACGAUUUUUUUUUCAUGAAAAAUGUUUUUUUGUAUACUGUUAUUGUAAUGUCAUUCAAAUAUAUAUUUUAAAAGUGCACUAUGAUUUAUUUGUCUUUUGUGAUCAAAUGCAUUUUAGUUGUAUUUAGAUCUAUAUUUUAAGGUUAAAAAUAGUCCAGUUGUAUCCUUCAUAUAGUCUCCAUACUGGUCAGAAUAAGUUCCUUCAGAAUAUGUAACACAAUCAAGCUCUGUAUAUGUAGGAUAUUUACAAGGAUAUUAUACAAAUUUGAUAGAAUCAAAAAGCACAAUCUAUGUACUCAUUCUGUUUUUGAUGAGCAGGUUGCUUACAGUACAUCAUGUUACAUAGAAAUAUUUUUACCGACCACUGUUUCAAAUAGCUUGGGUGAUUUAAAAUGGUCUAAAUGUUUGAACUGAUGCAUCUAAUCUUUUUAAUAAAAUGAUGUCCAAUUGCUCUUUCUAAUUCCUUGCCAUUCCUGUUUAGUUUUGUUUUGCUGUUCAAAACUGUUGUAGUUCUAGUUUGUUAAACGUAAUACAUUGAAAUAAAAUUAUAUUGACUGAA